UCAGCUGAGCCGCCCGACGACUUCCUAUGCCCCAUCACGACGGAGGUCAUGGCCGACCCGGUGAUGGCGGCCGACGGGCAGUCGUACGAGCGGUCGGCGAUCGAGCGCUGGCUCACGACCAAGUCGACGAGCCCGCUGACGGGCGAGGCGCUCGAGUACACGGGGCUCUUCCCCAACCACUCGCUCCGCCGGAUGAUCCGAGCGUGGCAGGAGGCG
Emiliania huxleyi CCMP1516 is the source of this 216-nucleotide messenger RNA. RefSeq lists its product as hypothetical. Gene Ontology annotation, biological process: protein ubiquitination. The transcript has a single exon. The annotation marks the transcript as partial. NCBI's taxonomy places the organism in Eukaryota, Haptophyta, Isochrysidales, Noelaerhabdaceae. The record is from RefSeq and is a predicted model, not a curated record. Gene Ontology annotation, molecular function: ubiquitin-protein transferase activity.